Messenger RNA from Cavenderia fasciculata, 279 nucleotides. RefSeq lists its product as uncharacterized. Lineage: Eukaryota; Evosea; Eumycetozoa; Acytosteliales; Cavenderiaceae. Bases 1 to 279 code for a protein of 92 amino acids. The transcript has a single exon. The record is from RefSeq and is a predicted model, not a curated record.
AUGAACAAAUUCUUUGUAUUUGCCUUGGUCGUCUUGUUUGUCGCCACCAUUUCAUAUGCCAACUGUACCAGUACCGGUCCAUCUUCUUCGUGGGCUACCACCACUGGUGUCCCAACUCCACCACCACCUCCAAGAACUACUGCCCAAGUAUCAAACAGCGUCAAUGCCCAAAUCACCGGUGGUAAUGGAAUUGCCAAAGUAGACACUGAACAUGAUAUCCAAACCCAAACCGAAGAUUAUGCAACUCACCUCAACACCAAGUCAACUACUAAGCUUUAA